AUGCGAGCGCCAUCACUCCUCUGGGCGGCGGCGGCGGCCCUCUGCGCCUCUCGGACCUCAGCAGCCGCGCUCCCGGGCGCGGGCAAGCCGCCGGCGCCGAAGAAGACGCCGGCCUUCUUCCUGGCGGGGGACUCAACCACGGCGGUGGACGGCGGGUGGGGCGACGGGCUGCUGGCGGCGCUGACGCCGGCGGCGCGGGCGCCCAGCGCCAACGCGGGCAAGAGCGGCGCGACGACGGCGUCGUUCGUCGCCGAGGGCCGCUGGGACGGCGUCCUGGCGCUGGUGCGCGCCCACGCCGCCGAGUUCGAGAGCUACGUGACGAUCAGCGAGGACGAGGGCAGAGCGCGAGAAGAUUCGGCGUGGGCUAACGCGGCGUCGUCGCAGUUCGGGCACAACGACCAGAAGCCCCAGAACAACGUCUCGUUCGAGACGUACCAGGCGAACCUGAUCCGCUUCGCGGAGGAGAUCCGGUCGCUGGGCGGCACGCCGAUCCUCGUCUCCUCGCUGACGCGGCGCGUAUUCCCGGCGGGCUCGGAGCACAACGCGACGGACUCGCUGGCGGCGGAGCGCGGGGCGGCGCUUGCGGCCGCGGCCGCGGUGCGCGGCGCGCUCGCCGUCGACCUCAACGGCGCCAGCCUGCGCUACAUCAACGCCAUCGGCCGCGACGCCGCCUGGGCCUACAACUGGGGCGAAGACGGCAAGGACACCACCCACCUCAACCCGCACGGCACCGUCGUCUUCGGCCGCAUGGUCAUCGACCUCCUGCUGCGCGAGCGGCCGCGUCUCGCGCCCUGGUUCGUGCCCGACCCCGCCAUAAGCGACCGCAUCUGGAACAACCUGCCAGCGUGA
Messenger RNA from Durotheca rogersii, 849 nucleotides. RefSeq names its product SGNH hydrolase-type esterase domain-containing protein. Gene Ontology annotation, molecular function: hydrolase activity. Lineage: Eukaryota; Fungi; Ascomycota; Sordariomycetes; Xylariales; Xylariaceae. The record is from RefSeq and is a predicted model, not a curated record. Bases 1 to 849 code for a protein of 282 amino acids. The transcript has 3 exons.